AUGCCGCGUAACUCCCCGGCUGUGUGGCUCGGCGUGUUGGCGCUGGUGGCGCUCACAGACGCGCAGAACGACACGGAGCCCAUUGUGCUGGAGGGGAAAUGCCUGGUGGUGUGCGACUCGAACCCGGCUUCAGACGCCAGAGGCUCUUCAUCUCCGCUCGGCAUCUCAGUGCGCGCGGCCAACUCCAAGGUGGCGUUUUCAGCCGUGAGGAGCAACAACCACGAGCCGUCAGAGAUGAGCAACAAAACGCGGAUCAUCUACUUCGACCAAGUCCUUGUCAACAUAGGAAACUAUUUCACAUUGGACUCUGUAUUUCUGUCCCCUCGCAAAGGCAUCUACAGCUUCAACUUUCAUGUUAUUAAAGUAUAUCAGAGCCAAACCAUACAGGUGAACUUGAUGUUAAAUGGAAAGCCAGUCAUCUCUGCCUUUGCAGGUGACAAAGACGUGACACGGGAGGCUGCUACCAACGGUGUUCUCCUCUACCUGGACAAGGAGGACAAGGUUUACCUGAAACUAGAGAAGGGAAAUCUAGUGGGUGGGUGGCAGUAUUCCACCUUCUCUGGAUUCCUCGUAUUUCCUCUGUGAAAAAGAGGGCGUGACUGCCAGCUUUCCCAUGCGUCAACAGCGUAUCACCAUUGUUUAACCGAUCUGUCAGCAUUAACAGGAAGGGCCUGGACUGGAGGCAUUCCUCCAAACACUCAUUCGUUCACUGUUUGCCCAAAGUGUGAAAAGGACCUUUGGAGAAAUAUCGUUGUGGCAUGUGUGUUCCUUUUUCACAAUGCAAAGACACAUCUAGGGACCUGCUGUUGCCUUCAUAUAUUUAACGAAUUCAACUGAAGUGUUUAGUGUCUUUCAAAGCUGUGGAUUUUUCGUACCAUGUGUCAAAUAUUAGUCACUUUUCUGAUGUCUGUACGGUCAGUCGGUGUCAUUCGUAUCUGCUCAUACGUUAACUGUUUGAUAUGAUAGCACUUCUUUUCUAUGGAGAAUUCAGGGGGCACUAAAUUUCCUUUUACUGCUUACACAUCUCUAGCACUCGAGAAUAAAUGAAUAAUAAUGUAUACCUAAACUUAACCUAAACUCAGCAAAUAUGGGGUCAAUAAAACUGAUUUGA
Messenger RNA from Ictalurus furcatus (blue catfish), 1111 nucleotides. RefSeq names its product cerebellin 4 precursor (gene cbln4). The transcript is spliced from 3 exons. Gene Ontology annotation, molecular function: protein binding. NCBI's taxonomy places the organism in Eukaryota, Metazoa, Chordata, Actinopteri, Siluriformes, Ictaluridae. The coding region runs from base 1 to 585 and encodes 194 amino acids. The record is from RefSeq and is a predicted model, not a curated record.